Molecule: messenger RNA, 1952 nt
Organism: Pseudomyrmex gracilis
Lineage: Eukaryota; Metazoa; Arthropoda; Insecta; Hymenoptera; Formicidae
Product: early growth response protein 2
Exons: 6
Coding region: 277-1641 (454 amino acids)
Biological process (GO): regulation of transcription by RNA polymerase II; central nervous system development
Cellular component (GO): nucleus
Molecular function (GO): RNA polymerase II cis-regulatory region sequence-specific DNA binding; zinc ion binding; DNA-binding transcription factor activity, RNA polymerase II-specific
Source: RefSeq, a predicted model, not a curated record
CAGCGACAGACAGGUCUAAAAAAAUGGCGGCGUUCAUCUCUUCCGGUCGUAAAGCUUAGUUUUCAUAACGGCAAUUCCGUAUAGCCGUCGAGUUCGUAGUUUGGAAGUUCCAGAAAGCUUGCAAUAUAAUAUUUCAAGUUCAAUUCUGGAUUUUAUUCCGUCCGUUAUUUUUUUGUGUUUCGCUCUGGCGUGAAGAAUCGUGCGGCAUUGGCUUCAUAACCUAUUUUGUUUUUGUACUCGCCUUUGCGCGUAUUGCAUUUCUAUCCUGAAAUAGUAAUGGCAAUGAAUGAGGAUUUUAAUUUUACUGAGCUCUGUAGACUGUGCUCUCUGAAAAGUCCUCAUCAGAUGCAGAUCUUCGACAAAGAGGCUGAGCAACGACAGCUGCUGUUCAAAAUACAAUCUUGCAUUCCCACUAUCGCGAUAACAAAAGAGGACGACUUGCCAAAACAUAUUUGUCAAAAAUGUAUGUACAAAUUAGAAAUGUUUUAUGAAUUUCGCAUCAGCUGCUUAACCACAGAAAAUGUAUUAAAAAAUUAUGCUACCAGUUUAAAGAACAUCGCAUCAAUCAGAACUCAGGCCACGGAUAAGGACAAGAUGUCAAACGGACAGCAACGCUCGGCUUACGUGGAAUCGCACGUUUCGGCACACACGGCACUGCAACAGCACAUAGUGGCCCAACAGGCUGCUCAGGCGAGAUUAGCGGGGCCCGGGCCACCCGUGGCCCCACAAGCGCCGAACCCUACAUUUACCUUACCAGAUGAUGGACUCGGCUACGAUGACGGCGUCAGGGUACUACGUUCAAUUGGAACAUGGUCGCCAGAUUAUUCCCCAAUGCGUCCCGGCAGCAUGAUGCCGGCAUUUCCUGGUGCAACGGAACAACAGUUUGCAAGUAGAGGACCGGCUGUGAAUCAGGCUCUACGAACGACAAAUAGCGUGAGCAUUCGUCCGGGAUCCGUUUCGAAGGCAACCAAUACAGGUGAGCCCACGACGAAGGCUUUUGCCUGUACUGUCUGCGGCAAAGGACUCGCACGUAAAGACAAACUCGUCAUUCACAUGCGUAUACACACCGGGGAGAAGCCAUAUUCCUGCGAAGUGUGCGGCAAAGCGUUUGCGCGUCGAGACAAAUUGGUCAUUCAUAUGAACAAACUUCGACAUCGACCUGGCGUUUCACCUCUGUCGGCACCCAGCACACCAAGGUCCGAUCAGCAGCAACAACAACAGCAGCAAGCGCAACAACAGCAACAACCAUCUCGUCAAGAUACUAUUCACAAGUUGAAGGAAGAACCAGUGAGUUGGGCUUGCGAUCUGUGUGGACGAGUGCUCACUUCUCGGGAAGAGUGGACACUGCAUACUCGAUCUCACAUUGCGGAAGCAGCCGCGCCGCCGCAACAUGCCGCUCCAUACUUUCCUGGAUCUGUACCGCCUCCGCAAUCUUACACAUCCGAAAGAAAUUUCUGUUUAAUGUGUCGUGUAGAUUUCACGGAUAAGACCGAAUUCAUGUUUCACAUACGCACGCAUAAUAGUGACGCGCACCAGCAACAAACUGCGGCAGGACAACAAUCAGGCGGUAAACAAGGUGACGCCGCGACAGCUGAACUGAUUGCCAGAGGACUUGUUGAUCCGUCAGGAUUAUGCAGCUAGAAUUACUCCUUUCCUUGUCACUACAUACCGUCGAUUUGUGUCUUACCAUAGUACAAGGUCUCUGCUCCAUUUUGACCAGAAACUUUUUUGCAUAGGAUGUCAUGCGUAUUGUGAUCGUAAUGAAAUAUAUGUAAGGUAUACAUACCAUUUUAUCGAGAUAAUAUAGAUACACAGUAGUAUAGUCAAUAACACUGAUUAUACAAAUAAUAGAAUUCAUAUAUUGACACUUUUGUUAAUUGAUUUGCUAUAACUUGAUCAUAUAACUAAUUUUUUUCUAAUAUUUUUAUUCCAAGUUUUGUAGAGAGCAAAUA